AUCGGAAAUCUCACAUCAUUGCAGUCUCUUGACCUCUCUGGCUGCACUUCUUUGGCAUCACUUCCACAGUCCAUCGAAAAUCUUACAUCAUUGCAGUCUCUUGACCUCUCUGGCUGCACUUCUUUGGCAUCACUUCCCGAGUCCAUCGAAAAUCUCACAUCAUUGCAGUCUCUUUACCUCUCUCGCUGCACUUCUUUGGCAUCACUUCCGGAGUCCAUCGGAAAUCUCACAUCAUUACAGUCUCUUUACCUCUCUCGCUGCACUUCUUUGGCAUCACUUCCGGAGUCCAUCGGAAAUCUCACAUCAUUGCAGUCUCUUAAACUCUCUGGCUGCACUUCUUUGGCAUCACUUCCGGAGUCCAUCGGAAAUCUCACAUCAUUGCAGUCUCUUAAACUCUCUGGCUGCACUUCUUUGGCAUCACUUCCGGAGUCCAUCGGAAAUCUCACAUCAUUGCAGUCUCUUUACCUUUCUCGUUGCACUUCUUUGGCAUCACUUCCGGAGUCCAUCGGAAAUCUCACAUCAUUGCAGUCUCUUAAACUCUCUGGCUGCACUUCUUUGGCAUCACUUCCCGAGUCCAUCGGAAAUCUCACAUCAUUGCAGUCUCUUUACCUCUCUGGCUGCACUUCUUUGGCAUCACUUUAUGAGUCUAUCGGAAAUCUCACAUCAUUGCAGUCUCUUUACCUCUCUGGCUGCACUUCUUUGGUAUCACUUCCGGAGUCCAUCGGAAAUCUCACAUCAUUGCAGUCUCUUGACCUCUCUGACUGCACUUCUUUGGCAUCACUUCCGGAGUCCAUCGGAAAUCUCACAUCAUUGCAGUCUCUUUACCUCUCUCGCUGCACUUCUUUGGCAUCACUUCCGGAGUCCAUCGGAAAUCUCACAUCAUUGCAGUCUCUUAAACUCUCUAGCUGCACUUCUUUGGCAUCACUUCCGGAGUCCAUCGGAAAUCUCACAUCAUUGCAGUCUGUUUACCUCUCUGGCUGUACUUCUUUGGCAUCACUUCCGGAGUCUAUCGGAAAUCUAUCAUUGCAGUCUCUUGACCUCUCUGGUUGCACUUCUUUGGCAUUACUUCCGGAGUCCAUCGGAAAUCUCACAUCAUUGCAGUCUCUUGACCUCUCUGACUGCACUUGUUUGGCAUUAUUUCCACAGUCCAUCGGAAAUCUCACAUCAUUGCAAUCUCUUAACCUCUCUGGCUGCACUUCUUUGGCAUCACUUCCGGAGUCCGUCGGAAAUCUCACAUCAUUGCAGUCUCUUUACCUCUUUGACUGCACUUCUUUAGCAUCACUUCCGGAGUCCAUUGGAAAUUUCACAUCAUUGCGGUCUCUUGACCUCUCUGGCUGCACUUCUUUGGCAUCACUUCCGGGGUCCAUCAGAAUUCUCACAUCAUUGCGGUCUCUUGACCUCUCUGGCUGCACUUCUUUGGUGUCACUUUUGGAGUCCAUCACAAAUGUCACAUCAUUGCAGUCUCUUGAUCUCUCUGGCUGCACUUCUUUGGUAUCACUUCCAGAGUCUAUCAAAAAUCUCACAUCAUUGCUGUCUCUUGACCUCUCUGGCUGUACUUCUUUGGUAUCACUUCCAGACUCAAUAAAGAGGCUCACAUCAUUGCAACAAUUUCGUGUCAGUGGUUGCUGUGCUUUAAAGCAAAGAUACGGACCGAAGUUAGAGGGUGUGGAUUGGCCAGGACUUGCUCACAUACCAGAUGUUUAUUGGCCUAGUGAAUAAACAAUCGGCUUUCUGAUCAUCUGUUUUAACGAAAUUAGGUCCUCAUCAUGUUUUUGUGCGUGCCGCUGCUAUGUUACGUGUUCAAGAAAAGACGUUGCUGCUGCUGCUGGUCAAGUCCAAAUUCUAUUUCUUGUGCAUUUACGGAAUCUUCGAAGUUGUGGGCUAAACUCUUUUAAAAGGACUUUUAAUUACUAUUGACUCUGUUGAUGAAUGAAUAAAUUGUGGAAAUUGUGCUGAAGUAGAAUUUUUAUAUUUCCCGGAUUUGAUGUUGUGUAAAUGUAAUUGCUUAAAUGAUAUCACAUGUUAUGGGUUAGCAUUAUUCCACUUAAAUGCUUGUAUUA
Neltuma alba is the source of this 2060-nucleotide messenger RNA. RefSeq names its product protein SUPPRESSOR OF npr1-1, CONSTITUTIVE 1-like. Lineage: Eukaryota; Viridiplantae; Streptophyta; Magnoliopsida; Fabales; Fabaceae. Gene Ontology annotation, molecular function: protein binding. The transcript is spliced from 4 exons. The annotation marks the transcript as partial. The record is from RefSeq and is a predicted model, not a curated record.